Messenger RNA from Cladocopium goreaui, 230 nucleotides. The record is from the annotation of a GenBank genome assembly. NCBI's taxonomy places the organism in Eukaryota, Dinophyceae, Suessiales, Symbiodiniaceae.
GGCAUCCUUCUAUGAACUGGAAGGCAGUCGAGAUGUGAUCACCAUCCUGACCGAUGCUGAAAAGGACCCACGUGUCAUGGGUUUUGCUUUGGAAGGAGAUGAGAAUGAACUUCAAGGCCAAGCUGAAGCUAAUGGAGAACAGAUCGAUGUUGAAAUCCUAGCACCAGAGGAUGAUGUUGAGAUUGAAGGUCAAGACAUUGACCAAGGCAAUGCUGGAGUUGGUCCUCAAG